UGUUUACUUCCGGGACGCCACUGUCACAAAAAAUGGCUUCUCUUGACAGGGUAAAAGUAUUAGUUUUAGGCGAUUCCGGGGUGGGUAAGUCUUCCUUGGUCCAUCUGCUCUGUCAGAAUCAGGUGUUAGGAAAUCCAUCGUGGACUGUUGGCUGCUCUGUGGAUGUACGGGUCCAAGACUAUAAGGAGGGAACCCCGGAGGAGAAAACCUACUACAUAGAACUCUGGGAUGUCGGAGGAUCUGUUGGCAGUGCCAGCAGCAUCAAAAGCACCAGAGCUGUCUUCUACAAUUCGGUUAAUGGAAUUAUGUUGGUACACGAUUUAACAAAUAAGAAGUCCUCUCAGAACCUUUACCGCUGGUCACUAGAAGCUUUAAACAGGGAUUCUUCUCCAACAGGAGUUAUUGUUUCCAACGGCAGUGACUAUGACAGAGAGCAGUUUGCUGAGAACCCAGUGCCUUUGCUGUUGAUUGGCACAAAGUUUGACCAGAUCCCAGAGAACAAACGCAAUGAAGUUCUCACUCGGACGGCCUUCCUGUCUGAAGACUUCAACGCAGAGGAGAUCAAUCUCGACUGCACCAACCCGAGAUACCUUGCUGCAGGCACGUCAAAUGCAGUGAAGCUUAGCAGGUUCUUUGACAAGGUAAUAGAGAAGAGAUAUUUCACAAGAGAUCCCAGUCAGAUGACGGGUUUCACAGACAGAAAACGGUUCAACUUCAAAAGUUUGCACUAUGACUGACAAGCCGUGCGCACAACAGCAGUGGUCUGUGGCUUAACCGUAAUGCAUCUGGGCUUUUACACCACAAGUAAAGCAUCACGCUCACUGACAUGCUUCCUGCAAACCCCCCACCACCAACUAUUGUUUUUUCUCUGCCAUUUCUUCUUUAUACGAAGCUGAACACUUUUUUCUUUUUGCUGUUAUGUUAUCUUAAGUUGACUUAAAAUUGUGCUGCAAAAAUACAAAUGAUAAUAAUAGAAUAAUUACUGAA
This is a messenger RNA of Epinephelus moara (kelp grouper), 987 nucleotides long. It is a transcript of the gene rabl3, whose product is annotated as RAB, member of RAS oncogene family-like 3. Gene Ontology annotation, biological process: intracellular protein transport. Gene Ontology annotation, cellular component: endomembrane system. The transcript has 8 exons. Lineage: Eukaryota; Metazoa; Chordata; Actinopteri; Perciformes; Serranidae. The record is from RefSeq and is a predicted model, not a curated record. Bases 33 to 737 code for a protein of 234 amino acids. Gene Ontology annotation, molecular function: GTPase activity.